Amaranthus tricolor (Joseph's coat) is the source of this 1180-nucleotide messenger RNA. RefSeq lists its product as uncharacterized. The transcript is spliced from 2 exons. The coding region runs from base 292 to 984 and encodes 230 amino acids. Lineage: Eukaryota; Viridiplantae; Streptophyta; Magnoliopsida; Caryophyllales; Amaranthaceae. The record is from RefSeq and is a predicted model, not a curated record.
UUUGACAAAUUUUCAUAUCCCUCGUGAAUUAUAUAGCUCUAGGAGCGUUUUCUCCAACUCCUCUUCACAUUCCUUUCAUUUACUAUUGUACUUCUAUCAUGUCUCCCUAUGUCUAAAUGCUAUAUAUACAUCUACACCUAAACACAUAACAUAUGUUCUCCAAAUUUCUCAAAAAUUAUUUCGAUUUUUCGUUCUUGCAUAUUGAAUUGAUUUUCAGGUUACAAGUUUAUAUUUUAUUGUCAAUUUAGAGUGAACGAGUGCAGAUAUUAGUUGUUAUCUGUUAUAUGAGGUAUGAGCCCUAAACUACGCGAUGCACUAAUGUGUACGCCACCCAAGCUAUCAUUGUCCUACCUCCCAAGUCAUAAGCCACAAGCACAAGAAUCACCAUGGGCUUUAACACCACCAUUACAUCCCAUGGUAUCCAUUCCCUUUCAAUGGGAGGAGGCUCCUGGAAAGCCCAGGCCCACUAACAUAUUGAGCCCAUGUAAGCCCAAGAGUGUAAGAUGUUUGGAACUUCCUCCUAGGUUAUUUGUUGAGGACAAUAUGUCUUCCUCUCCUACAACAGUUUUAGAUGGGCCUCGUUUGAUUAAAUCUUUAUCUCAUAGAUUCUAUGUUCAAGGAUUGGGCCCAGAAAGUUGUACUGAUUUGGGGUUAGAGGAAAAUAAAAAUGAUGGGCUUGGGCUGGGUCAAGGGAAUGGGAGAAGACAGUUUGGGCCUUGGAGAAGAUGGGCUAGUGGUAAUGGUACGAAAUGGAAUCAAAAGCUUGAUAAGGGUAAUUAUGGUUUUUCAGAUAGGGUAGAUAGUAAAUAUGAAAUGGAUAAUAUUGAGGUUAAAAUUACAAGAUUUAGAAAGAAAUCAAAAGGGAGCCUUUACAAAUUAACACAUGCAAGUUCUCGUGUACUUGAAAAUAUUGUUGAGUGCCUUAAGCAAAUAAUGACGCGGCGGCCAAAACAAGAGAACUUAAGAAGUGAAGAAUCAGGAUAAAAUAUAAUUUUAUAAUUGACAUUAUAGAAAAUAGCUUUCUUAUUAUGUGUCCUUUGAUAAUCAAAAUUGUGUAAAGCUUAAUAUCAAGGACUUCUCAUGAUCAGUUCACAUUAAAUAAUUUCAUUGCUGGGUUGAGAUUAAAAAAUUUGUAGAAAAUUGAUUAAACAAUGUUAAUUAAAAUUAAUUUUAUGGUAUA